AAAUAGAUAAUAUGGUAUCUUCACCACAAUAAUAACUUUGCGUCCUCAAUCACGGCCCUCCAUCUCUUUCCAUCACAAAGCCAAGGUAAAGUCCGUUUUCCAGAUUAGCUUUAGCCGAGGGCAUUAUCAUCACAGAGAAAGUACCGUCAUAUCCUCGUCGACUUCGAGCCUAAACCCCGCCCCGCAAUUCAGCGUUUAGUCGUUUACCAUUUUCUCUUUCCCUACUGCGCACCGUUUCUUUCUCCGCCCGAAAACAUCCCCUGCUAGGCGCGUCUCCUACACGCUAUUCAACGGUCGGUCCUCCUCCGUACUUAAUACCAAUUCUUCUUUCUUCUUCAGUUCUCGGCUUCUCUCCGGCCCUCUCCUUUUCUGAGUUUUUACUCUCUCUUUCCUUCUCUGUGUAAAACCCUUGCUAGGGUUUUGGCUAAUUGGGACUUAACAAGUGGUUAUUGCUUCAAUGUUCUGUUUAUCCUCUAUAUAAUAUGCAAUUCUACUGUAAGCGCACACAAUGAUUGAGAAAUCCACGAAACAAAAGAAGGGAAUAGUUAGUGAAGAAGACAUCUCGACUCUCCUGCAAAGGUAUACAGCGAAUACAGUGCUGACAUUGCUUCAAGAAGUGGCUCAAUUCGAAGGAGUGAAGAUUGAUUGGAAUGCGCUCGUGAAGACAACGACUACAGGGAUUUCUAAUGCGAGGGAGUACCAGAUGCUAUGGAGGCAUUUGGCCUAUCGACACGCCUUGCUUGAAAAUUUUGAACAUGGAGCUCAGCCUUUGGAUGAUGACAGUGAUUUAGAGUAUGAAUUACAAGCAUUUCCGGAUGUUAGUAGUGAAGCUUCAACGGAGGCUGCGGCUUGUGUCAAGGUCCUGAUUGCUUCUGGUUCACCAAGUGACUCCACCCACCCAAAUAGCACAACAGUUGAGGCUCCCUUAACUAUAAAUAUACCUAAUGGGCAAGCAGUUAGAGCUACAUCAGAAAAUUUGCAACCUGCUACAAUGCGAGGGAUGAAUAUUACGGUUCCAGUUUCUGUUCAGAAACAGCCUCUGCCUGCAGCAACUUCCACUGAAGGAUUGGAUGCAAAUGGAUCUGCAAGUGGCACUAUUCCUCCACGAAGGAAAAGAAAACCAUGGUUGGAGUCUGAGGAUAUGGAAUUGAUUGCUGCUGUGCAGAAGUAUGGUGAAGGGAAUUGGGCGAAUAUCUUACGAAGCGAAUUCAAGUGGGAUAGAACAGCUUCACAGCUAUCUCAGGUCUUUGAAUCUGGCUUAUGUCAACGAAAUUUCAAUCUGGGUUCACCUUCAGUAUUAUUUUUUCCUGGUCUAUCUCCUAUGAGAUUUCGGGGCAAAUUCUAUGUUGUUUUGGGCCUGGUUUUAUUUCUGCUAAUGGUCAUAGCUUGUCCCAAACAGAGGUGGGCCAUCAUUCGUAAGAGGCGGCUUGGCAACUGGAAUCUGGGAGGUAACACAAGCGGUGUGCAGUUAACUGAGGCACAGCGAGCUGCACGUCAUGCAAUGAAUUUAGCCCUUGAUCCACCGGUUAAGAGCACAUUUACAAAUAACUCUGGUGAAACAUCGUCUUCCCAACCCUCAUCUCAAAGACCCUUUGUAACAAAAUCAUCUUCGAUGGGACCACUGGGUUCUGCUGCAAACUCUCAAGUAGCUGUGAACAAACUAGUGAAGCCUGAUUUGAAUUCAAAUCCAGUAAGAGCUGCGGCAGUUGCUGCUGGGGCCCGUGUUGCUACUCAAUCAGAUGCAGCUUCAUUGCUCAAGGCUGCUCAGGCAAAGAAUGCUGUUCAUAUUAUGCAAGCAAGCAGUUCUUCAAUACCAUCCAUGCCUGGUGGUGCGUCCAGCCACUCUGAGGCUCGUCUUGAUGUCCACCUUAAUGACCAGGCAGCUGCAUCGGUUUCCACCCAUCCAGCUGUUUCAACCAGUGGCCCAUGCGUUGCUUUGGAGAAAGCUCCCUCACCAACCACUGAGCCUACUCCAAAUUCUAAUGCUGAGCUUUCAUCGAAGCAAGAUGCUGAAACCACUGAAGAGACAAAAAUUUUGUCAGAGGAUGUGACAAAAGUGCAAGUCCAAGAACAUCAAGGCAUUGUCUUGGGAAAUGUUCCUAGAGAGCAAGUUCAAGAAGAAAAAGCAGCCUUGCCAAACCAAGGAGCAGAACUUAAAACUGAAGUAGGUGUUGCUCAGAGUACUGAUGUAUCACGGAAAGUGAACAUGGUGGAUGUCCAUGGCAACCAGGCUGAAGGGAUUCAGAAAUCUAAUGUUGAUAAAGUCCCGUCUUUGUCAUCAGUUGGAAAAGAUGAAAACCAAUCUCCAGUUCAGGAGAAUGGUGACAAUAAAAGCACAAGCAACAAACAAGUGGAUCUGCCAAGAGUGGCAACUGAUGAAUGCAGUGAAAAACUUGAAGCUGUGUGCAAAGCAGAGCCUUGCAAUAUGAUGACUGACGGACAAGGUUAGUGAAUCUUAGGGACAAGGUUAGACAAUCUUGUGUAAAGUGGGAGAAAUUCAUUCUUUUUUCCUUUUCAGCGUAAUCUUAUAUUUGCAUUUUGAUUGACUCUUGAAAUUAAUUAGUGUAAAUUAGUUAACAGAAUUUUGUGGAAGGAAAAUGAUUGAAUGAUGACUUGAUUAUGGUCCAAAUCCUAUUUGCUUCCUGCAAUGAGAUUGCUUGGACUGCACACGAGCAUGUAAGAAAUAAAGCUUUCUGUUGGGCGCUAAAAUUCGCCAA
This is a messenger RNA of Manihot esculenta (cassava), 2717 nucleotides long. RefSeq lists its product as uncharacterized. The record is from RefSeq and is a predicted model, not a curated record. The coding region runs from base 509 to 2449 and encodes 646 amino acids. The transcript is spliced from 6 exons. Lineage: Eukaryota; Viridiplantae; Streptophyta; Magnoliopsida; Malpighiales; Euphorbiaceae.